Molecule: messenger RNA, 372 nt
Organism: Oppia nitens
Lineage: Eukaryota; Metazoa; Arthropoda; Arachnida; Sarcoptiformes; Oppiidae
Exons: 1
Coding region: 1-372 (123 amino acids)
Source: RefSeq, a predicted model, not a curated record
AUGUUUCCCAAAGGAGGAAAGUUUCCAAAGGAGGAAAGUUUCCAAAGGAGGAAAGUUUCCAAAGGAGGAAAGUUUCCAAAGGAGGAAAGUUUCCAAAGGAGGAAAGUUUCCAAAGGAGGAAAGUUUCCAAAGGAGGAAAGUUUCCAAAGGAGGAAAGUUUCCAAAGGAGGAAAGUUUCCAAAGGAGGAAAGUUUCCAAAGGAGGAAAGUUUCCAAAGGAGGAAAGUUUCCAAAGGAGGAAAGUUUCCAAAGGAGGAAAGUUUCCAAAGGAGGAAAGUUUCCAAAGGAGGAAAGUUUCCAAAGGAGGAAAGUUUCCAAAGGAGGAAAGUUUCCAAAGGAGGAAAGUUUCCAAAGGAGGAAAGUUUCCAAAUAA